Molecule: messenger RNA, 237 nt
Organism: Aspergillus chevalieri
Lineage: Eukaryota; Fungi; Ascomycota; Eurotiomycetes; Eurotiales; Aspergillaceae
Exons: 2
Coding region: 1-237 (78 amino acids)
Source: RefSeq, a predicted model, not a curated record
AUGGCCCAAAAUUUCUGGGACAACGGCCGCCCCCCUCUUGGCCGGGUUUUCGCUGCUUCUGGAUAUAGAAGUCGAGCAGCAACCGCCUAUCAGGGCCACGUUCAAGUUAGCUGGGGGCUCAUUCAAAUGCCGUCUAAUCGGACGGGACGAAACACUAUCAAUACCGAAGGCACGCGCAAAUUCAAUCUACCCGAUGAAAUUAUCCAGCCUGCGGUUGGCUUAGACGAUGACAUGUGA